CCGAAACAUUUUUAAGUCUAAACUAUUGAGGGCGCUCUUCCAAAAUACCGGACCGCGAAAAUCACCGAUGUAAAUGAGAAAAUGGCGAGCAAUCCCACAGUGUUUUUGUUGAUGUUAAGUGGGCAAAUCGAAAGCGGCGAUUUUCCAGAAUUUGAUGACCUUUACGUCAAGUACAAUUUUGUCUUUGGACCAGAUUGGGUCAUAACAUCGGGUCUUGAGGAAGGCAUAUCCCAAGUGUGCAAGAAGAGUCAGGAUGGCAGACAACUCUUUGUGUGGAACUUCCCAUUGGAGGUCACGUUCAAGAGCACCAAUCCGCACGGAUGGCCCCAGCUUGUUGUCAGCGUGUAUGGCUUGGACUUCAGCGGCACGGCUGUAGUCAGGGGGUAUGGUGCAGUGCAUGUCCCAAUCGCACCUGGAAGACACCAAAGAAUCCUGCCGAUGUUUGUGCCCGAGUCGUCUUCAAGAUUCCAGAAAUUCACCAGUUGGCUUUUGAGCAGACGCCCGGAGUUUGUGGAUGUGAAUGUGGUGGCGAGGAGUGAGGGCAGAGAAGUCACAAGGGUACGAUCUCAGGGCCACAUCAAGGUCACCUUCAACGCCAUCACCCGAGACAUGAAAAAGCUCGGCUAUGAUGUAACUCCGUCCACCAUCAAGAUUCCCGGGGCAGACACGGCAGCCGCGCUGGCAGCGACAUCGGCUCCAGCUGCAGCUGGAGCUGCCGCUGCGGCCAAGCAAACCACCGAGGCCAACGAGACAGUCACAUGAGCUAGCACGUCUGUUUGUGGUGUAAAUCAAGGAUUUUCUUUUGUUCCUCUUCCCUUUUCCUUUUGUUUAUACUUUAACUCCAACAGCUCUUAUCGGUUUUGUACACGUUUUCCAACCGAGGAGUCCUCGAUUUGGUUACUGACCUUGAUUCAUCGGUGAUGUUGCACGUGUGUGUCCUCGAUUUACACCAUAAACAAAUGCAAAUUGUCCAAUCAGGGGCAACUUUGUGCAUCAACUUUGACUUUUUGGUUAAUAAAUCUUGGCUUGUCCUUCAUCUCCUGCAUCAUUUUGAAGACUUCCACCAGUGUACUGGAAGCAGAUAUCACUUGAAAUGGCCCCCUCUGGAGACACGGAAUUGACGUGCUUCCCAAAGUCUUGACACAUAGUUUUAAUCUCUCUCUAAAUAAGGCACACUAUUCGGUACUCAAACAGCUGAUGUCUAAGUAAAAUUGAAAACACUCUAAAUUUGACCUCAUUUUACAGGUUUUUGAAUGUCUGAAACGGAAGCUGUAUCUAUAAAAAAAAAAAGCUGAUAUGUGGUCAAAUUUUGCGAAAUUGUGAGCAAAAUAUGCAACCAGAGAGAAAUUUUUGUGACAAUGUGACUCCUUGUUACCCCUCAAAGGUGAUGCUAGCAGUUUCAUUUUUUGGAGGGAAUUUUUGCGACCUCCAUUAUAUCGCCACUGAUUGUUGUAAAAGCCAACAAGUAAAUGUCAUUUUAAAUCAAAAGCGUCAAGUGUUUUCUUGGUUCUAGAUUCCAAGGUAUUUAUAUGACAAAGUUUGGGAUAGAAUGUAUUAGGCCUACAUCACCUUGAACUCUUGCUGUUGGAUUGAGUCUGUGGUAAAGCUGUUGCAUGCCGUUUACUUAUUAAACAUGUGUUCAAGGGGUGUGUAAAUGCUUUUGUUUCCUACGUGUAGGCGGUAACAUUUUACACAAACAUCAGAUACUAUUAAUAGGAUGUAAAACAAAAAUGUAGACAAAGACUAACUUACGAUCCAUCUAGGGCUUGUGAGUUUAUUGAAAUCUGUUGUGAAUUGUUCAUUGUUUCUGUCACACAGCAUACACUAGUUUUAGGGGAUUGUCCUUCGUGAGUGUUGUUUUGAAAAGACAUGUUUUGAAAAGUCUUUUGGUAGACAUAAUUGCACUGUAUUCUUUAUCAGCACAAGGAAACAAAUUUAUCUUAAAACUUGUUCUGCCUUUCGAAAGAUGUUGUAUAUUUGUACCCACAGUGUGCAGUUUAUUUAUGUGAUUGAUCCAUUUCAAAUUCCAUUCAAUUUAAUUUUUAGAAAUAUGCGUAGCUGCAAAUACGUGUAUACGUGUAAAUACAUGUGAAUAUUAAAUUUGGAAAAAUUAAAACUGGUCUAAAAUUAUGUGUGACAUCAAC
Patiria miniata (bat star) is the source of this 2144-nucleotide messenger RNA. RefSeq names its product B9 domain-containing protein 1-like (gene b9d1). The record is from RefSeq and is a predicted model, not a curated record. The transcript has 7 exons. Gene Ontology annotation, cellular component: MKS complex. NCBI's taxonomy places the organism in Eukaryota, Metazoa, Echinodermata, Asteroidea, Valvatida, Asterinidae. The coding region runs from base 82 to 762 and encodes 226 amino acids. Gene Ontology annotation, biological process: cilium assembly.